Molecule: messenger RNA, 1937 nt
Organism: Nicrophorus vespilloides
Lineage: Eukaryota; Metazoa; Arthropoda; Insecta; Coleoptera; Silphidae
Product: fatty-acid amide hydrolase 2-like
Exons: 9
Coding region: 151-1770 (539 amino acids)
Source: RefSeq, a predicted model, not a curated record
CUUCAUUUGCUGAACGGAAAAAGCGCGGAUUUACAAUACGAAAUAAAAAAAGGGAAGCGAAAUAUUAAAAGAAAAAAAAAGCGCAUUUUUGUGCAGCAUGAUUUCGGUAUAUUUAGUGCGAAGUAUUCCUGCGAAUUGCGGUGCUUCACGAUGGCGCAAGUUGGGCCCGUUCACUGGGCUGGACAGCUCAAUCAUGAGGCGUUCGGUGGCAUCAUGAGCUCAAUCAUACCGAGUAUGUUGGCCUUCAUCCACCUGUACUUCGACUACUUCCUCGAUUUCCUCUACGGCCUCUAUUACAACAGCAAGAAGAAAAUUGUUUCGGCUUCGAAGGAUCCGAUCCUCGAGUUGAGCGCCACGGAGAUGGCUCGGAAGAUACGUGAGGGAGAGCUGAAGUCGGAAGAGGUGGUGCUCGCACACAUCAAUAGGAUCAAAGAAGUCAACGGGCUCCUGAACGCCGUCAUCGACGAGCGCUUCGAUGCUGCGCUCGAAGAAGCGAGGAGGGUGGACGAGAACAUCGCCAAAGGAGUGUACGCCGGUCGGGAUUUCAAACAGAAGAUCUUCUUAGGUGUUCCAUUCACGACGAAGGGAACGACAGUUUGCAAAGGACUGGACGUGAGUUUCGGACUGGUUCCCAGGAAGGGCAUGAAGGGCACUGAAGAUGCGAAAGUCGUUGAGAACAUGAAGAACUCCGGCGCAAUUCUCUUAGCUUUAACGAAUGUACCGCAAUUGAGUAUUUGGUCGGAAGCGCAUAAUCCAGUCUUCGGCAUCACCAACAACCCGUACGAUACCACCAGAAACGUGGGAGGAUCUUCUGGAGGCGAAUGUUCCAUCAUCGCGGCUUGCGGAUCUGCGAUCGGAAUCGGUACGGAUAUCGGCGGUUCCAUUCGAAUCCCCGCAUACAUGUGCGGUCUCUUCGGACACAAGUGCAGUCCAACGGUGACUCCCACCAAAGGUUUGACGUUCCGCAAUGGAUCCGAGCAGGAUAGGACGAUGGUCGUGGCCGGGCCUAUCAGCAGGUACUGCGAGGAUCUCAUCCCCGGCCUGAAAGCGAUCCUUGGUGCUGACGCUUGCAGGAGUUUGCAGUUAGACAAGAAAGUCGAUAUUGCCAAGCUCAAAUACUAUUUCAUCGAAGAGAUGCCGAGCCUGCUGAUUUCGCCGGUUCGUUCGGACGUCAUGAAGUCGUUCAGAAGCGUGGUGGAGCAUUUCCGUAAGAUGACUGGAAAGGCCCAAGAGCUGGAGAUUGAAGAGCUCGCGUAUACAGCGAGACUGUACACGAAAGCUCUGGCCAACGAAGGGAACGACUUCUCCUACGACGUCACCAACAAGAAAUACAGGGCCGUCUGGUACAGGGAGCUCUUCAAGUACAUCUUCAGAUGCAGCAAUUUGUCCUUCUCCUCCGUCAUGGUUCUGAUCAACGCCCAAGUGUUACGUAAAGCCACCUCAGAAUGGUUCGAGGAGAACACCGAAAAAAUUAAGAGCGAGCUUCUGAGCAAACUUGGCAACGACGGUGUUCUCUUCUUCGUGAGUCAACCGACCACCGCCCAUUACCAUCACCUGAGUUACCUUCGUCCGUACAAUCUGCUCUACUUCAGCCUCUUCAAUCUGCUCAAGUUCCCCGUCACGCAGGUGCCUUUGGGCUUGUCCCACGACGGUUUACCUUUGGGCGUUCAAGUGGUUUCCGCGCCAUUCAACGAUCACCUCUGUCUGGCUGUGGCGCAGGAACUCGAAUCCGUCUUCGGUGGUUACGUUCCCCCUAAUUCUCAAGCCUAAAUUACCGCCUUUCUAUUUAUUUUGAACAUGUACAAUUUCAAUAUUUUGAUUUUUAUAUAUAUGUAUAUGCAUAGAUUUUAAUGUGUUUGGUGCGCGCGCUUUUCACGUCGCGCACUUUGUAUCUUGUCUUAAAUGUUUAAAUGAAAUAAUAAAUAUACUUCCCCACA